AUGGCGUCGACUAAUAGAACUUUGAUCCCAUUCAAUGCAACUAGAUUAUUUCUUAGAUACGGGUCUUUGUUUAACUAUGACAUUGAAGGGAAUGCUGAGAGAAAGCAAAUAAUCAAUCUUGAUACGGUAUCCCCUUUGACGUUCGGACAAAUUCUUGACUAUAUUUAUACUGCUGAGGUAGUAUUGGAUGAUAAUAAUGUGCAAGACAUCUUUCAGUCAGCAGAUGUUUUGUUGUUAGCAGAUCUCAAGCAACUGUGUUGUGAAUACUUAGAAAAAUGCAUCAGCCCAGAAAACUGUAUUGGGAUAAGAAACUUUACUGAACGCUACUAUUGCCAGCAUAUUCACUACUUAGCAACAGAGUGCAUGGAAACCAAUUUUUUAGAAGUGUGUCGUAAUGAAGAAUUUUUACAACAACCAUUGGAAAAGGUGAAAGAAAUCUUAUCUAGGGAUCAGUUGCAGACACUUUCAAGGAAAGGAGAAGAGGUCAUCUUUGAAGCAGUUAUGAGUUGGGUUAGGCAUGACCUGACAAAGCGAAGUCCUCACAUGAUAGACCUGCUCACAUGUGUUCGAUUUCAUCUUGUCAGCCCCAGUUAUUAUGCACAAUACGUUAUAAAGGACGAUUUGAUUGCAAAGAAUCCUAGCUGUAAGAAAAUGAUUGAUCAAAUGUAUUGUGAUAAACUUACGACACGGACACUGAAAGUGAGGGGAUAUUUUGAUGCUAUAGUGGCUGUUGGUGGACAGGCACGAAAUAAUGUAGAGUUGUUAUCCACGGUGCGAUGUGCAGUCCCAUACACGAACCAACCCCAAUGGUUAGACUUUCCUGCAAUGUCAACGGGAAGAGUGUUACACUCAGUUGUCUCUGCAGGAGGCUUUUUAUUUGUGAUUGGUGGAACAGACGUGUUUGGAAAACCACUUGACACUGGAGAAAAGUAUGACCCACAAACAAACUCUUGGUCAGCCAUUACACCCAUGCUACAAAAACGUCAUGUGUUUGGUUUGGUAACCAUUGACAACCAUAUUUAUGCUAUUGGUGGUUGUGAAGAUGAAAACAUAAAGACAAUGGAGGCAUACAACAUAUACAAUGACACAUGGGAAAUGAAGCCUCCCAUGCAGAUUACAAGAAGAAAGGCUGCAUAUACCACCAUGCAAAAAAAGAUUUAUGUUAUCGGAGGUGAUAGCGGUGGCCAGCCUAUUCAGCCUGUUGAUACUGUGGAAUGUUUUGAUCCAUUGUCACAGACAUGGAGUAUUAUUGCCCCUCUGAAAGAACGCCGUUUUCAAGCCUUUGCGCUUGGUGUGUAUGAUAGGAUCUAUGUGUUUGGUGGCUAUCGGAAUUUACUCUGUCCGAGCGCUCAGAAUGAUUUGAAAUUUUGUCACAGUGAAGUGUACAAUACUGAAAGACAUGGCUGGGAAACUCUUCCAAAUGAUGGAAUGUGCACGAUGACUACUAGCUCAGGAUUAAAUGGUGUAGUACACAUCCAGGGUAACAUCUAUGUAAUUGGACAUUUGGAUACUGGACAUACUUAUCAGUGUGUACGUUUCAUGGAUGAAAAUGGUUGGGGAGGAUGGAAAAUUGCUAUAACACCCAUGCUGAAUGAUCAACUCUACUUUGAAUGUGCUGCAUUGAGGAUACCUUGUAGUUUAUAUCAUAAAAUGGUUUGUCAAUAUGGCAGUCAGUCUUAA
Messenger RNA from Saccoglossus kowalevskii, 1680 nucleotides. Its product is annotated as gigaxonin-like. Gene Ontology annotation, molecular function: protein binding. The record is from RefSeq and is a predicted model, not a curated record. Lineage: Eukaryota; Metazoa; Hemichordata; Enteropneusta; Harrimaniidae. Gene Ontology annotation, biological process: cytoskeleton organization.